AUGAACUUGAAAACUGGCUGGCUGCUGCUUCUCUCCAUCGCUGCCGGGGUCUGGUCAGUGCCUAUUGACCGCAAUGGAGGCAACCAAGAACUUAAAGAAGAAGCACAGGAGGAGAAUGCUGAUACUGGCCUGUACUACGACAGGUAUCUCAGGGAGGUGAUCGAGGUUUUGGAGACUGACCCUCACUUCAGAGAGAAACUGCAGACAGCGAACACGGAGGACAUCAAGAAUGGCCGCCUCAGUAAAGAGCUGGACCUGGUCAGUCACCAUGUCAGAACUCGACUGGAUGAGCUGAAGCGGCAGGAGGUGUCUCGGCUCAGGAUGCUGCUGAAGGCCAAACUGGACAGCACCAACACGCAGA
This is a messenger RNA of Paralichthys olivaceus (Japanese flounder), 361 nucleotides long. Lineage: Eukaryota; Metazoa; Chordata; Actinopteri; Pleuronectiformes; Paralichthyidae. The record is from RefSeq and is a predicted model, not a curated record.